Molecule: messenger RNA, 522 nt
Organism: Cryphonectria parasitica EP155
Lineage: Eukaryota; Fungi; Ascomycota; Sordariomycetes; Diaporthales; Cryphonectriaceae
Exons: 2
Coding region: 1-522 (173 amino acids)
Cellular component (GO): membrane; endomembrane system
Source: RefSeq, a predicted model, not a curated record
AUGGACUACGUCGAGCAGCGCAUGGCCCAGGAGGCCCAGAGAGCCGCCGCGAGCCCGUACGGCGAUGCCUUCAUCACACCUCUGAACGUCCUCCUGCUCUCACUCCUAGGCUACACCCUCUACGCCUUCCUCAAGCCCACGGUGACUACCGUACUCCCCAAGGAGCCACCUGCCACCGUCUUCCGCACCUUUACCCCGCGCACCUUACUCCCUUACAAUGGCGAGAACGGCAACCCCAUCUACUUUGCGGUCCGCGGCCGCGUCUUUGAUGUCACGAGCGGUGCCAACUUCUACGGCCCUGGCGGGCCCUACGAGAACUUUGCCGGCAGGGAUGCGUCCCGUGGUCUGGCUUGCGGCAGCUUCGACCAGGACAUGCUCACCGAGGAUCUCGACGGCCCUCUCUAUCCCUUGGACAAGCUGCAGCCCGACGAGCUGGAGGCACUGCAGGGUUGGGAGGAUCAGUUCUCGUCCAAAUACCUUGUCGUCGGGAAGCUGGUUCCCGUUGGCGAGGAGGAAGACUAG